Messenger RNA from Aureobasidium namibiae CBS 147.97, 1338 nucleotides. RefSeq lists its product as uncharacterized. Gene Ontology annotation, cellular component: plasma membrane. NCBI's taxonomy places the organism in Eukaryota, Fungi, Ascomycota, Dothideomycetes, Dothideales, Saccotheciaceae. Gene Ontology annotation, molecular function: sulfite transmembrane transporter activity. Gene Ontology annotation, biological process: transmembrane transport; sulfite transmembrane transport. The transcript has 2 exons. The record is from RefSeq and is a predicted model, not a curated record. The coding region runs from base 1 to 1338 and encodes 445 amino acids.
AUGCCUGUCAAAGAUAACCUCAAAGGAUGGCAUUGGAGGGAGAGAAUCGCUAACUUUGAGCCAUCAUGGUUCACCAUUGUCAUGAGCACUGGUGUCUUGCAGCAAUGCUUUGUUAAUUUUCCAUACCCUAUCACUGGUGCAGCACGAUGGCUCCGCGACAUUGGCUUCUGUCUCUGGAUUCUGGAGAUCGUACUGUUCGGCUUCUUCACUGGGAUGUUGGCCUGGCGUUACAUUACGCAUCCUGUGUUGCUGAAGAAGAACAUGAUGGAGUUCCCAACGAGCUCGUUCCUGGGAGCUAUCCCGAUUUCCUUCAACACUAUCAUUCAAGGCAUCAUAUCGUACUAUGAUUAUCGGACUUCCGCAAGAUGGGCAACAUUCGCUCUAUACUGGGUUGCACUUGUCAUGUCCCUGGCCAUAUCGUUUGGUCUUGUCAUCUACCAGAUGAGCCAUGCGAAGCCCCAGAAGUUGUCUGACGUGGCGGGAGUCUGGGUCAUGACUACUGUGCCUCUGUUCGUCACGGCAUCGACCGCUAGUUCCAUUGUGCCUUUUGUGUACAUGGAGAGUACAAAAUGCGCCAUAGCAUUACUCGUCACAGGAUUCAUGGCGUGGUCUUUUGCUAUCGCCGAAGUCACCAUGAUCAUCACCAUAUACUUCUUCCGCUUAAUCGCAGACAAGACACCACCAGCGCCUCUGAUGGUCGGAAGUUUCCUUCCUGUGGCGGCUCUCAGUCAAGGAGCAUUUGCGAUCCAGAGAUUCAGCAUUUUCCUGGCCACAUACAUCAAGAAUGGUUAUGCACCAACGCAGGUGAACCCACCACCACUUUCUCAGGCCACACUUCUCGCAACUUCCGAGGUGAUCCAUUGGAUGGGCAUUAUCCUGCACCUCUUCCUCAUCGCCCAUGCCACAUUCUGGCUGGUGCAGGGUACAAUGAGCAUACUCAUGUCGCUGCCAAAACUUCAGUUCAACAUCGCGUACUGGAGUGCAGUGUUCCCAAUCGCAUCGUAUGCAAAUGCAUGGUGUUUCCUUUCUCGCGACCUACGCGAUGACGGCAUGAGAGGAUGGGCAGCGACAAUGGUCGUGAUUGCGACCAUUCUGUGGCUCUUCUGUGCUCUGGAGACAGUUUACAGAGGGUUCUGGCAGGGCAGCUUGUUCUCUGCUCCUGGACUCGAGGACUGGCUGGGUGAUGGAGAGCAAGAGCAGGAUGAGAAGAGCAGAGGUGGAAGGAAAGACGCAUGGAAUGGAAGCUACACCAUGCCCCAACCAGGAUCUCAAGAUGAAGAGAGCGGUCAGGCUAAUGGCCACCAAAGCAAUGAAGGUGACUCCAGGAGGAGAAACUGA